GGGGGGUAGGGGGGCUGAGAGAGGAGAUGGGAACAUUGAUAACCCCUUUAGUGUUUUCCCUACUCUUGUUGUGGAGUCAAACUUUAAUCCCAGCCUAAGAAGGAAAAAGAAGGAAAAUAAUUUUAGUGGAACCCUUAGCUGGGAAACUCAUGCCUGAUGACUAAAUGAACUACUGAGGAUGAGAUCCUGAGCAAUUUAAGUUGAGUUCUGCAGAAUUAACUAUUUUCUAGGAUUUAAUUGGACAAUUUUUCAGGGUCAGCUAUAAAAUAGAUAAGAAAAUGGAUGAAAUCCUGCAGCAAUCUAAGAACAUUAGAGAAAGCAUUGUCAGCACUAAUUGGAUUAACAACUUAUUUUGAUGAGGAUGAAUUGGAAGCUGAACUUAAAGAACUCAAAGAAUCCAAACCGGAAAAAGCAGAAAGAGGCAAAAAGAUUAUUGAGGGCUUUCGAGAACUGUGCUAGAGAUCCCAACUCUUACACCCAUCCAAAGAAAGACAUGUUUUGGAUGCUAGUUAUGCAACUCUUUAAAUACAAAAUUCCCCCUCCAAACUUGGUUUUCACAUGGUUGAAAGAGUUGCACAGUUUGGGUAGCAGUGCUGAAAUGGAGGGUGGAAGAAGAAAGGAUGAUGAUGUCGGAGUAAAGAGAACAUUGCAGUUUGUACAUGCAUCAGGAAUGUUGCCAAGAAUCCUAAUGAAGAAGGAUUUAGAAAUAUUAGAGUGACUAAUAAAACCUUUCAGGUAAUGAAAUGAUCAAACAUGCCUAAAUCAUGCAUUAUAUUUUUAAUGUUGCAGAAAAUUAUUCAAUAGAAAAGCAGAUAAGCAUAGGGACGUGUAUAUUCUGCUGCCUUUUAAUUUCUUCAAUUUGCUUUAAAAUAGAAAGAAAUUAAAGAAGGGUAAAAUAUAAGGUCAGAACAAGGAAAGAAGAGGCAUCGGUUAUAACAGAUCCUUUGUCUGGCUUACCAGCGAAAUGACUUCAGGCUUUUAUUGUUCAAUUCAUUUUGAAUUAUUUUUUUUUUUUGGCUGAUGAUGAUGUAAUCAAGGAGGAAAGUCAAAGAAGAAAGCCUAUUAAGAACU
Rubroshorea leprosula is the source of this 1071-nucleotide messenger RNA. The record is from the annotation of a GenBank genome assembly. NCBI's taxonomy places the organism in Eukaryota, Viridiplantae, Streptophyta, Magnoliopsida, Malvales, Dipterocarpaceae.